AGAAUGGGAAUUUAUUGAUUUUCUUUCUUGUAUCCAUGUGCGACAUUAUAAAAAUAUGUGUAUCAUUACCUAAAUUUUUAAUCGGUUACCUAUUUUGUUUCUUUACCACAAGCCAUUUAAAAAGUGUGAAAGUGUAAAAAUAAAACGAAAACGAUCAGGACCAGCAAUAUUCAUCUAUAUUUAGUAAAAAGUUCAAGCUAAUAUAUUAGUGAUUUUUAAUUAUAAGUUUUAAAAUAUAAAUACAAGUACAAGUACUAGAAUAUUUGCCAUGAAAAAUACCAAUAUGCAUUGACAGAAAAUGACUUGAAAAAUCAAUAAAAUCUGCAUUGUAGUCGUUGCUAGGUUCUAAAUUACGGCUAUGCAGUAGACAGACUUCUUUUCAUGUAAAAAAAUAUGUAGAACAGUUGUAGACUUUCAAGAUGAUGGAAGGUAUCUUAACUCAAAAAGUUACACCUCUACUGAAAUGUAUAGUGUUAUUCUUAUUUAUAUUUACUGCUAAAGUUCUCACAUCGCGCCCUCAAGAAUCUCAAGACUUCAGGAGCGACUUACAUCACUCAAAGCCAUCACAUUAUGUAAGGACUUUCACUAAAUAUCACCAUAGAAGAACCAUACAGUGGAAUAACCCUCAUGAAUUAUACUGGCCAUCACAAGAUUUACCAAAAAGCAAAAGAAGUAUUGAUACUCAUUUUUAUUGGCCUGAAAAGUCAAGAUACCCAGGACAUGCUCAGCCAAAGAUUAUUAGAAAAAAAAGGAAUAUUCCUUAUUCAAAUUUAAUCAGUGGUGAGGUGCAACAUUAUAGGAUAAUUCCAAGGAAUAAAAAAAGAAGUGUUGGUGUUAUUAAUGAUUUUACUGGAUCAAAAAAAGUGUUAAAACAAUUUGUUGAUUCUGAUGUAGGAUAUCAUGAAACUAAAAUUAUUGCAUCCGGUACAUCAAACAAAGAUACAAGUAAUGGCAAAAAUGGAUUAAUCACAAGUAAUAGGAGUAAAGAAAAAAAUAUUUUUACAACAGCCGGUUCACCCAUCCAAUGCUUAUAUAAACUCCAUAGAGUAUCUAUAAGUGUAACACCUUCUUACAAAGAUGAAAAGAAUGCUCAGAUUAUGGUGGAAAAUAACAGUCAUGACAUUGGAGUCAUAUCAGAAUCAGUUCUACCUAAUGGAGAAACCGCUCUUGUGGAACAGUGCACUGACAUUAGAGCAACAUGCUAUGCACUCUGGCAUCGUAACCAAGACGGAAAUGUCACUGUCUUAGGGCAAGGAUGCUGGCAUUCAUCUCAGCGUGAUGGACAAAACACCUGUGACAAGUGCACGCCAAUUGAUCAGAUGGAAAGUACCAAGUUCUGUUGCUGUACGAAGCCUUAUUGCAACGCGGACUUCUUGUCACUAAGGGAGGAGACGGUGACUAUCAAAGCUGAAUCAACAAUGAAUACAGUGAACCCUGGACCGAACUACUCGCGCGUGGUGGCAUCAGUUAUACUGGCAAUAGUUGCCAUUGUGGUCACCAUAGUGCUGAUCAGGAAACUGUACUGCAAGAGGAGUGCACCUGAUAAACAGGAAUUGAGUCUUGCUGGUCAAGUAGAGAAAGGUGAUAUAAUGGGCACUGGACCUGAUGCAUUAGCCACGGGUCUACUCUGCGUCGAUAAUUUGACUUUGAUAGAACACAUAGGUCAAGGAAAAUUCGGGUCAGUAUGGCGAGGCAGUCUGGGUUCAACUCCCGUCGCGGUGAAAUUGUAUUCCAAUGCAAACGCGUGGCAGAAAGAGGCGGCAAUAUACGCGUUGCCUCAUCUUUCUCAUCCCAACAUAUUGAAGUAUUAUGGUAGCGACACCCGCGCAUCACUGACGGACUGCGGUCGUUCGCGGCUCGUUGUAUUAGAACUGUGCGUCGGAACGUUACGUGACCGUUUACAGAGAGCUCCCCUCUCGUGGCGGGAGUACGCGGCUAUAGCUCACGGUCUGGCAGCCGCUAUAGCUCACCUCCACGCGCCUGUUGGCAACAAGCCGUGUAUCGUGCAUCGCGACGUUAACAGUAACAAUGUACUAAUCACUAGCAAUGGACAAGCGAGACUAGCUGACUUGGGUCUAGCGCAAGUUUUACACGCCAGAAGGGAAAAGCAACCCAGUAGGAUUACUGAGGCUGGUACGUUACGGUACUUAUCGCCAGAAGCGUUAGAAGGCGCUUUAGAUCUGAGCGGGGCUCGCGCUGCUUUAUGCGCUGUGGAUGUAUUCGCGCUGGGUCUGGUGCUGUGGGAAUCGUUGUGGCGGUGCUCCGGGGCCCACCCGGGCUCCGCCCCCACGUACAUGCAGCCCUACGGACACCUAUUGCCCGACAGACCUACCUUGCAACAGAUGCAGACGCUAGUAUCGCGCAACAAAUCUCGGCCACCCCUACCAAAAGGACCAGUGCCCGAAACGAGAGCUCUGAAAAUCGCCACAGACACUUGUGAAGAGUGCUGGGAUCAUGAUGCUGAAGCCAGAUUAACUGCGGUCUGUGUGGAGGAACGAAUGGCUGAGUUGAAGCAAAUGCUUCAAACUCAGGGUCCGGUGAUACACGAUAACAAGCUACAUCCGCAUCCUCCCGACACAAAUAUUCCCGAAAUGGAUAAAAACUCUAACUGUACUAGCGGACAGACUAGUGACCCCGCGGCACCUUUACUAGCGCGCCCAGAAUUCGGACGAAACGCUUGCAUCGAACGCAACACGCACACAAACACCCAGUCGCAUACAGUACAACUAAUACAUAAAAGUUUAAAAGACAUCACCGCUACAGAAGUAAAACCGCAACGCGUCGAGGAGAACUGUCUCUCCGUCGCUCGUACUCAUAGACCACUUCCCGAAAGUUCAGAUAGACUUAACGAGAUAAGGUCUUACCAAAGACCUCUAGAAUAUAUCCCCAAUGACGUCUCUUCUCACGAAGACCGAGGUCCGAAAAGCACUAACCUCCUUCAGGAGGUGAAAGUAGAAAAACCCAAAUGGGGUAUAAGAAAAUUCUUCGAGAGAUUAAACAAGAAAAUGGACACCGAAGUGAAAUUAAUGCCGGAAACUUCUACGCAAAACGGCAAAACGAAAACGUCCAUAAUAGAGAAAUGUAACAACUUUGACAGGCCUUCGAACUUGGUUUUGAAUCAGGAUAGUAUAUAUAACAUCGAAGGGCCUUGCACCUUAUCUCCUCCCAAUAGGACUCUAUCUCCAACAAUGAUGAUCGAGUCCGAUAUGAAUAGAGAGAAUAACGUUUUCGGCUUCAGAGAGUUACCAAACGACGAUGCUAAAAACCAGUGUCAGAUUUUCGCCGUGAUUGUACCGAAAGCGAAACCGGACGCGGAAUCACAUAGUAAAACUGCUAAGAGCAGCGACGACAGCAUUGACAAGUUUAAAACCUCAAUGUCAUCGCAGAGUAUUUUUAAAAACCAUUCGGAAUCUGAAGACUCGACGGUGAAGAAAAGACUGAGCUCCGACAAUAAGAUCACCCAAAGUGGUGGAUCAUCUCGUGCGAGCAUAAAUUUGGAACUUCAGUACAUUAAUAACCAAGAAGACGCGUUUGACAGCCCAUUUGACCUCAAUUCAGAUUGUUCCAGUAGUGAAGAUGAACAUUUAAUGCUAUUAUCCGAAAACGGUGGCUCAAAGAUUACUAUGCAAGCGAUCCCAAAGGAUGUCGAAAAGAAGAAAUUCCAAAACGACGUACUGAAAGAAGCCAGUCAAGUGACAGAUUUCGGCUUUAACAAAUACCAAAACAAGUACACCAAUUUCGACAACGAAUUCAGUUAUUCGAAUGAUAAAGAGAAUUUGGGGUAUAGCGGCGAUAAUCCCGUGUACCUGGCCGCUUUGAACGGGGAAAUAGAUACUACAGAUAUGAAAUAUUUAGGGGAAUCCGAGAAUAAAUCCCCUAAACCGUUUUUGAAAAGUCUUUCUAUUAAAAGGCAAAGGUCUUUGGAGCAAGUGUCGGAAAUUUUCACGUCGUCCGGAGAUUUGAAUUUGCUGAAUCCCGCUGGACGGGUGAAAACUCCUGGGGAUCUACCGGUCGCCGUGAGGAGAGCAAGGCGAGAUCGUGCAUUGCAAAAAGGCAGAGCUAGUGAAAGUAACAGAUUGAGCCUUUACGAUGAUAGAAUGAUGUUUGGUAAUAGCCUGUGA
This is a messenger RNA of Diatraea saccharalis (sugarcane borer), 4121 nucleotides long. The record is from the annotation of a GenBank genome assembly. NCBI's taxonomy places the organism in Eukaryota, Metazoa, Arthropoda, Insecta, Lepidoptera, Crambidae.